AUGGGGGAGAAUGACACUCGGGAGAUUCAUGAAAAUCUCUACAUUCUGGUGACCGGAGCCAACAGCGGUCUCGGGUUCUCCAUAUGCUGCCGCCUCGCCGAUGAAUUCCUCUCGACACACCCCGACUCACAAUCUCUCACCAUAAUCUUCACUACGCGGAGCUCGCGCAAAGCCGAAGACACCCGUCGCCGCCUGGAAAAAUAUCUUCGCUCUUCAUCCACCCCAUCCGCUGCCGAGCGCGUGCAAUUCGUCUCCGAGAAUGUCGACCUCACCGACCUCCACUCGGUGCGCUUGCUAUCUCGUCGGCUCGUGCAAACACUCCCCAAACUCGAUGCUAUUGUCUUGAACGCUGGGAUCGGCGGUUGGUCGGGAAUUGACUGGCCGAACGCCAUCUGGGGUGUGUGCACGGAUUUACUCCACCAGGUGACCUGGCCACCAUAUAAGCUUGCCCCCGUGGGGGUGCUGACCAACAAGCAAACGGAGGGACCAGAGGAGCCUCUGCUUGGCUAUGUCUUCUGCGCCAAUGUCUUUGGUCACUACAUGCUGGCGCACAAUGUAGCGCCGCUGCUACAACGAGCUCAAACUCCCAAUGGCCCCGGCCGAGUCAUCUGGGUGUCCAGCAUCGAAGCAACGACAAAGCUGUUCCAUGUUGAUGACCUGCAGGGUCUGCGCACUGCAGCGCCGUAUGAGUCGUCCAAGGCUUUGACGGACAUCCUGGCCUUGACAUCGGACCUGCCCGGUACAGCGCCGUGGGCGGUGGAUAGCUUCUUGCGCGGUGACUUCGAGUCCAACCCCGAUACCAAUGGCACUUCUGCUGCACCCAAGCCCACCAUGUACCUCUCCCACCCGGGAGUCUGCGCCACCACCAUCAUCCCGCUCGCACUGCCUCUCGUUUACGCCAUGCUCAUCGCCUUCUGGGGUGCGCGCAUGCUAGGCUCCCCGUGGCACACUCUCUCCACCUACCUCGGGGCCUGCGCCCCGGUCUUCCUCGCGCUGUCGGGUCAGGCAGCGCUCGAUGCUGCCGAGAAACCCUACCAUCAGGCCGGCGGUGGGCGUGCCAAAUGGGGUUCGUCCAGCUCCCGCCUGGGUGUCGAGAGUGUGGCCUGCACGGAGAUUGAUGGCUGGGGUUAUGGCGGUGUUGUGGGCAGACCUGUUGUCGAGGCUGAUCGGUGCCGGCGUCGGAAACGGGGUGCGGUCGACCUGACCCGUGAAGAGCGGGAGAAUUUUGAGGAGCUCGGCCGCAAGUGUUGGAAGCAGAUGGAGGAGCUGAGGAUCCAGUGGGAUGAAAUCCUGGAUCGAGCUGAGAAGGCAAAGACAAGUGACCAGUGA
Penicillium alfredii is the source of this 1329-nucleotide messenger RNA. RefSeq names its product 3-keto-steroid reductase. The record is from RefSeq and is a predicted model, not a curated record. Gene Ontology annotation, biological process: ergosterol biosynthetic process. Gene Ontology annotation, molecular function: 3-beta-hydroxysteroid 3-dehydrogenase (NADP+) activity. NCBI's taxonomy places the organism in Eukaryota, Fungi, Ascomycota, Eurotiomycetes, Eurotiales, Aspergillaceae. Bases 1 to 1329 code for a protein of 442 amino acids. The transcript is spliced from 2 exons. Gene Ontology annotation, cellular component: mitochondrial outer membrane; endoplasmic reticulum membrane; lipid droplet.